This is a messenger RNA of Paramuricea clavata, 9949 nucleotides long. The record is from the annotation of a GenBank genome assembly. NCBI's taxonomy places the organism in Eukaryota, Metazoa, Cnidaria, Anthozoa, Malacalcyonacea, Plexauridae.
AGCUCAAAGAUGGUACAUACGUGGACGAUACAAACAUUGCAAGCGACACAGUGGAAAAAAACGAUAGAAAUCAAAGAAGAUGCUGUGAAAAUCCUGGGAGAUGGUGGGUUCAUGUUACAUAAAUGGCAUUCAAACGCCGCAGAAUUAGAAAGUGAGGUAAAGGAAGAUGGAGAAAACACCUAUGCGCAGGAAUGUCUAGGGACCACACCAUCAGAGACUAAACUUCGUGGAUUAGGCUGGAAGAAAUCAGAAGACACCUUGUCAGUGACAUUUCCACCAAACGAAAAUGAAGUUACGAAAAGAAUCGUUCUGAGAACUAUGGCAAAAAUCUAUGAUCCGCUGGAAUUAGCUGCUCCUAUUCUACUCACGGCCAAAGUGAUCUUUUGAGAUAUCUGUGAUUCUAAGCUGGGAUGGGAUGCAGAUCUACCUGAAGAGCUAAAGCGGCGAUGGGAGAAAUGGUUGAAGAAUUUAUCAGUCCAGUUGAAAAUGCCAAGAGCAAUACCUAGAGAAAUCGGUGUGAUUGUCGAAUUGAUUCUUCAUGGAUUCGCAGAUGCGAGCCUUCUUGUUUGUUACGCUGGGAUCUACGCUGUUAUCAAGCAAGCUGGAGUGAUUAGUCAAGGGUUCCUGUUUUUGAAAACAAGAUUGGCCAAACGGGACUUGACUAUUCCGCGUCUGGAGUUAAUGAGUUGCCACAUGCUAAGUAACCUCCUACAUAACACAUUCAAAGUUCAUAUACACAUUGCUGGUGUAUUCGCAUGGUCUGAUACUACUGUCUGUCUUCAAUGGAUCCAAGGUCAGGGAAGAUAUAAACAAUUCGUGGCUAAUCGGGUAGAGAGAAUAGACGAGAAAGAAGAAAUCGUAUGGAAAUACGUGCCUAGUAAAGAGAAUCCUGCGGAUAUCAGUAGUCGGGGAUCAAGUGACUUGGAAACUACCGAAAUGUGGAUGAACGGUCCUUCAUGGCUGAAUAAUUCCGACAGCUGGCCGGAACAGAUUGUUGCUAAAUCUUCUGAUGUGUCGGAGCCCGAAAGUCACACAAUCAAGACCGUGCUGAUGAAAGGUGGUGUUCAACGAAAAUCAGAUGUCUUUGACGACCUUUUAGCGAAAACAACCCUGUGGAGAACUGUGCGAAUUUUGGCAUGGAUCAAAAGAUUUGCGGUCAAUUGUCGAAGAAGUAAAAGAAUUAGCGGACCACUAACGACUGAAGAGACUGAGGAACAAUUGAAAUUUGUGAUUAAACGAGCUCAAAAAGACGGCGAAAAUUCUGUUCAAUUCAAAGAACAUUCUCUACGAUUGAAUCUCCAGAAAAACGAAGAAGGCAUUUACGUGUGUAAAGGGAGAAUUCAAGUGUUUUAUCCGAUUUACUUGCCAUCAAAUCAUCUCCUAUCUCUGAAGAUUUAACCAUGAGUAAAGUAAGCGACGAUUAUUGGAUCCCUACAUCAAUGCCUGCUCGAAGUCAAUGCCCGUUUUACACAACGCCAAUGCCUGCUCCACCUCAGGGGAUCUUCCAAAAGAACGAACUGAAGGUGAAACCCCCUUCGAAGUAACUGGUUUCGAUUAUGCCGGGCCAAUCUAUUACAAGGGAAAUUUGGGGAACUGAUCGUAAGUCGUAUAUAUUCAUCUACACCCGCAGUUUAACUAGAGGACUUCACUUGCAGAUUCUGCCAAAAAUGAGCUGUGAAGAGUUGCUGAUGAGUUUUAAAAGAUUUAUCGCAGCAAGAGGUCGGCCGAAGAAGAUCAUAUCCGAUAAUGGAAAGACUUUUGUGGCUGCUGCCAAAUGGAUCAAGAAAGUCGUACGGAACGAAAAGUUACAAGGCUAUCUGAGUGAACAUGGUAUGAAACGGCAGUUCAAUCUAAGCAAAGCUAGCUGGUGGGGUGGAAUGUUUGAACGAAUGGUUAGCAUAGUGAAACAAGCUCUUUACAAGGUUGUAGGAUUGGCAAAACUUAUCUUCAAAGAAUUGCAUGACGUGAUGCUAGAUAUCCAGCUCGUAUUGAACAAUCGACCACUAUCGUACUGUGAGGAUGACAUUCAACUUCCCGUGUUGACGCCGAACAUGAUGAUCUUCGGUAAAGCCAAUUACCUGAGGAUAUAGAAGAACGAAACCUGCGAAAGAGGGCGAAGUAUUUGAAGAAAUGUAAGGACGCGUUGUGGCAACGAUGGAAACGAGAAUACAUGAGAGCACUUCGCGAAAGGCAUAAAUUAACACAUGAGGGAAAGAGAGAGAGCUACGAAAGGGUGAUGUUAUGUUGAUCAAAGGUGAUGAAAAGAAUCGUAGACUGUGGAAAAUUGGGAUUGUUGAACAACUUAUACCCGGAAGAGACGGACUGGUUCAUGGAGUUAAAUUACGUGCAGCAAAAUCAUUCAUAAGACCAAUACAAUUUCUUUACUCUUUGGAAUUGCAUUGUGAUAGAGAAAGCAACCAAGAAACUGUUCCAUUGAAUCCUGCUGCAAAGGAGUUCAAACCAAAGCGUAGAGCGGCUGUCGAUGCAAGGAAGAAUAUUGAACUAAUUUGUGAAUAUGAAGAGGAAGAACUUUGAUGGGUAAAGACGGCGAAUUCGUGUAGACGUUCGUGUGUAUAUAAGACAGAUAAGUUUAUAUUUAAAGUGCCUAUAUCACUUGUGGGACCUUUAUGGAUUCGAAAAGAGCGUAAAAAGUUAGUUAAUAAGUUCAAAAGAUUUUUUUGAUUUAGUGCAAUAAUUUCGAAGAUACAGGGCUCUAAACAACCCACAGUUCCUGAGUCCCAGGCUCCCAUUGACAAUGGACAGUUUCGAAAAAGGCCAAAUUCAAUAGCCGUGUUUAGACCCCAGGAACCUGGGACUCAGGAACUGUGGGUAGUUUAGAGGCCUGUAUCUUCGAAAUUAUUGCACUAAAUCAAAAAAAUCUUUUGAACUGAUUAACUAACUUUUUACGCUCUUUUCGAAUCCAUAAAUGUCUCACAAGUGAUAUAGGCACUUUAAAACUUACGUUUCUAAAUAGGGGGAGUGUGACGGGAAAAAGUUGACAUUACGUAAUUAAUAGUUAAAUUUAGAGAUGAGGCGACUACCAUAUAUGGUAUUGAUUGACAGGCAUGCUAGAUAAAAGGAAUGUUGUUAUUGGGAAUAUAUGUAACUGAGAGCGAUUCUGGGAAGGGAUAUAUAUAAUACAAAACAUAAUAUAUAACGCGUAAUUUGCUCUUAUUGUGGGGAUCAAACGAAAAUCUACCACACACAUGUGGAAGUAAAAUUUCACACGUAAAAUUUAAUUUCACAUACGUAGCUACGUGCAAUUAGAAAAUAAUAAUAAUAAUAAUAAAAGAAAAUUUGUUUCCAUCGGUGAAAAUCCAUGUGAAGUUUUGAUUGCAUGGGCCGGAAUUUUAAGCCCGGGCUGAAUUUACGAUUACAUGCCAAAUUUCAAUCCGGCAUGAGUUAAAAUUUCGGUUAAAGCCCGUGUGAAGUCUCAGCCCGGGAAGUCAAUCAAGUCACAAAAUGAAGCUAUUCCGCUUCUUCGAAGAAGACAAUAAAUGACAAAAUUUUAUGUCAAUUAUUUCACUUAUGUGAAACUGCACGUAGUUACAUUUAAAAAUAAAACAAACAGGUGUUUUUUUUUCCACCAGGUUUGAAAUUUCCCGUCGAUUAUAGGUCGAUUUCAGCCCGGUCACUGAACCGGGAUGAAAUUUUCAGCCCAGCUACUUUCUAGCUUUAACUGGGCUGAACCUCAGCCCGUGUUGAAAUUUCUGUCAUAUAGUUGUUCUUGGUCAGCCGGGGCUGACAUUUCUGUCAUACAGUAAUUCUUGGUCAGCCCGGGCUGAAAUUUCCGUCAUGUUAGGCCUGGCCGAAAUUUCAGCCCAGGAAAGCAGGAUUUAUCUCAGCCUUGGCUGAAAAAUCUCCACGUAUUCAGCCCCUAAUUUUAUGCAAUCACUUAUCAGUGUUUGGUUUUGUUCAUGAGGAAAGUAAAAAAACACGACCUUCCCAUUUUUUUUAUUUCUUCAUCAGGAGUAUAAUGCAAGCUGCCUCGUUGUGAAAGACAGUAUAAAAGGUAAUUUAUGAUUUUCGUUUACUGAGCUCGUUAUGGAGUUCUACAUAACCGUAGAAAAAUACGUAAUUUUUCAGUAGUGAGCACAUGAAUUAUUUAUCGUCCCUCAAAAGACAGAUGUCUUUUGUUAACCUGGAGAAAGCGGGCUCUCGUGAUCGUGAAGCGGGUCUCUAUAACAAGAAUAUACUGAGGAAUAUUUCCAAUUUUUCACUCAUUAUUUACGGGAGAAUCUUAAGGGAAUCAUUAUAUCAUAUAUAUGUUAUGUUUUUUUAACUGUUAUUUGAGAUGUACGUGAACACAGUCAAAUGCUAAUACGUUGUUGUAGCAUACAUAACAGCGUAAUGUACGGUCAACUUUUCCUACGAAAGACAUUCGUAAAAGACAAAUUCAGUGUUUUUCCAAGUUUAAACUCUUUUUUUACCCAUUAUAGUUGCGGAAAAAGGUUGUGCAAAUUUUUAUGAAUCCGGGGAGAGAAAAGAUGGUGUGUAUACUAUCGAUGCUGAUGGCUUCGGAGCAUUCCAAGUCUGGUGUGAUAUGCAAACUGUUGGAGGCUGGACGGUGUUUCAGAGACGACAGGACGGAAGUGUAAAUUUCCACCUUAAUUGGUCAGAAUAUAAAGUUGGCUUUGGUAACUUGAGUGGCGAAUUCUGGCUCGGAUUAGAUAAUAUACAUCGUUUGACGAAAUAUAAUCAAAGUGUUUUAAGAGUUGACUUGAUGGAUAUUGAUGGUUCAAAAGGCUACGCCCAGUAUAUGUCUUUUUCUGUGGCUUCUGAGUCAGAGAGCUACAAACUAAACGUUGGUAAUUUUUCAGGUAAAUAUAUAACAACAAGCACAUGGCAAAUAAACUAGGCAAAAUAUAGAAUAUUCAAGCAUACUAAAUUGAUGGUGCAUGCAUAGGUACAUGUUUUUGUCAUAAAAUAUGCUCUGAUUUAAUUUGCAAAAUUCUUUAUAAUAAAGUAGAUUAACUAAAGAAGCAUACUCCCUGCAAAACAGUAUACUAUAAGCAACAAAGAUUAAUUGAGCAUAUUAAAAACAGCUAACCAAGGUCACGUGACUGCCGACACACAUGCGCUUUCCACUUCGUUUAAUCCGGGCUUUAGGAGUAUUAGAGAAAUCAAUUGACCCUCUUUUCUGCGCGGUGUGAGGUGGCCUGUAGGCUGACUGAAUAGAAAUGGAAUAUAAAUUUCUAUUUUCUCAUUUGAAAGAAAUUUUGAAACUGUAUAUUAACUUCUUUUACGGACUUUGCAUAUCUUGCUUAGUUCUUGAAAUAUUUUCACUUGAAGUGAUGAGAUGUCUGCCAUCUUGGAUACGUUUUUUAUCUCAGUGACGGUAGUUUCUGUGACGUCACAACAGGGAUUAACCAUAUAAAAGUAUUCGUUGCGGACCAAAUAUUGAUUGGUAGAUGUUUUAAAGGUUUUGAGAAAUCUUGAUAUUUCGAAAAGCAGACAGGCAGAGUAUAGUUUUGACUGCAAAAUGAUUGGUGGUUGUCCAGAUAAAAAUAUUGCGUGACCCCUGUAUUUGUGACGUGCAUGCAUAUCUACAAAAGUUGAAGAUGGUAGACAUUUCAUUCCUUUCGAUCAAAAUAUUUGUAGAAGUAUGCAAGAUAUGAAAAAGGGUAAAGGAGUAUUAUAUAUUGUCUUAAACGUUCUUUCAAAUGAGAAAAUAAAUAUUACCAACUUUUAGCUGUUUACCAACAUUUUUUACUCCAACGUAAGAUCCUUAAGUGCUAAGAUUGAUGAUUUGCAAACUGUCACCCAACGUAGAUGUAUUUAAGCGCUAAGAUUGAUGAUUUGCAAACUGUCACCCAACAUGGAUGUAUUUAAGUGCUAAGAUUGAUGAUUUGCAAACUGUCACCAAAUAACGUAGAUGUAUUUGCAAUAACAGAAACCUGGUUAAAUCCUAGAAUCACCGAUGCUCCAAUAUCCCCUCCCAGGCUACUCUAUUGUACGAAACAAUCGCGAAAAUGGCAAAUGCGGCGGAGGAGUGUGCGCUUUCAUUAUGUCCAAUAUACCCUUUUCCACCCUUCCUAACUUUAGUGCCCCCGAUGAUGAAGGUGUGUGGUUAAAACUCAGACCUAAUUACCGAUUACCUCGCGAACUAUCCUGCAUCUUUGUUGGCGUGAAUUACCAUCCACCACUAGCUGAUAACAAUAUCCUGCAAGAAUACCUUAUUUCCACGGUAAAUAAACUAUUGCAUGUUAGACCAUCCUAACGCAUGAAUUAUGAUAUUGGGCGAUUUCAAUCAUUUUGAUCACAAAACGUACUUUAUGCCGCCAUUCUUUCUUGAAACAACCCUUGUAGAAUCCGACAUAUUUAUAACCUAUUUUAGACCUAGUUUUCUCUAUUUAGCCCUAUUUUUUCCGUAUUUUUUCAAAAAAAUGACUAUUUUAUUACUAUUUAUCAAAUUUCAUAAAGUAGUAUAUGACUAUUUACACUCUAAAUAGUAUUUAACAAUUAUUCGCCGAAGGCGAGGUGAUUAUCGGGGAAUAUUCGCCGACGGACAAAGUCGGGGUGAAUAUUCCCCGUUAAUCACCAAGCCUGAGGCGAAUAAUUGUUUUAGUAUUUUUACACAAGUCGUUUGUGUUUUGGGGACUAAAUUUAUUUUAAUUUCGCUUAGUAUUUCUUUAUCAGUAAUUUCCACAAAACGGCUAGCCGCCAUUUUGAAAAUUUCGGUUUUGUUUAUAUAUUCACCUGUAGGUGAAAUAUAACAAUACGUCUUAAUACGUCAAAUUGGACCGAUCAACGUGUAGGACUUGUUAUGUUCACUUUUGCAAAAAUAAUAAAUACAUAUAACCAAUAAUGGAAACUUUAUUAAUGAUUUUUUUUUUAAGUUACAUAGCCUACAAUUGUAAAUCUCACUUAUAUAAGGUAAUUCACAAUCGUCUACUUGAAUCAAUAAUAACUAUACAUACACAAUAUAACAAUAAUAACAAACAACAAAUAUAUAGUACAAUUUUUAAAAGGUUAAUAGUUCUGGAUUUGUCCAUUCUUUGUUUCUGCAGCAAAAUAUAUAGUAAGGUGUUCUGAUCGCAAUCGUCGUCAUUCGUCUAAAGCAGUAUUUUUGGUGGUUUUUAUCGAAGCCAAGAUCAUUAAGCAUGUCCAUGAAAGUCAAGCAUUCUUUUGCAAAAACUCCAAGACUGCUAAUUGAAAUAUUUAUAAAUUUGACCUUCUCGUAAUACUCGCUUUGUUCCCUAAUUAAUUCUGAGUAUUUGGCCUUUUUGCGUUGAACAUUCUUUUCGAGAUUAGACUCGUACCCAACAGUUAGUUCCACGAUAUAUAAACAUCCACUUGAGGUUGAAAGCAGCAAAUCAGGACGAUAACAGUCAUCAGUAAUGAUGGAUGGACUUUUGUAUCCUGGGAGAUCCACAUAAAGACAUGAUCCGCUCACAGUCUGUAGGUUCGUCGCAAGAAAGUUUAAGACAGAAUCGUGUCUUCAUGUGUAUCGUUCCAGAUAUGAUUGACAGCCUGCUACAACAUGUAAAAGGGUUUCGGGGGCUAGUAAUAAUAAUAAUAAUAAUCAUAAUCAUAAUCAUAAUCAAAAUAUUUAGUAUAAUUACAUAGGUGAUUAUUGAAAUUUCUCCACGCUGAUUGGUUGCCGUUGAGGUGAUUAUUACACGAUAUUCACCUAAGCGAUUUUCAAAAUGGCGGCCGAAGCCUUUUUGUCAAUUAAAUGACGAAGAAAUGUGUAUUUUCUUAUAUUUCCCAAAUAAUCACGUAUGAAAUUAUACUAAAAGAAUUAUUCACCUCAGGCUCGGUGAUUAUCGUGAAUAAAAACCUGGACUUCGUCUCGGUUUUUAUUCACCGAUAAUCACCUCGCCUUCGGCGAAUACUUGUUAAAUAUUGCCAUUUCUCUUUAAGUAUCCAAGGAUGUGGAACUCACCAUAUUAUGUAUGCAACAUGGUGGUGGACUAUAGAUGGCAAAAUUAGGAUUAUAUGAUAUAUUUACGUAUAUUUAUUAUAAUAUUUAUUUAUAAGAUUGGCCAUAAGACGAUACAAACAUCAAGGCAAGUAAAAACGCGAUGGCAGGGACUGGGCCAGAGAUUAACUCUCCAAUAACGUGGUCCCAACAAAAAAAUAAAAAUAAAACGUUCUAACAACAAGUUCUCACAGAUAGACUGAGGAAAAAAUGAGUUGUGUGGCACUUGAUACACACAGACUUCAAUGUUUUCGGGUCCUCCGGAUCGUAAUUCGAUUAGUAAGCUCCGAGGAGUACUUGAAUAAAAAGGUUUUGAAUGACGCCAGGGAUCUUGUAAUGUCUCCAACAGAAUAAGGGAGAAUGUUCCAUACACUACGAGCUCUUACGUAAUAGGUAUUCUGAUAACGGACUGUUCUGCAUUUCAUUGCAUUCAAUAAAGUUCUUUAGGGGUAUGUAGUUGUUCUAACAGGAACCCUAGUGGAAGUAUUCUUAUCAGGAUUGUGAAUAAUGUGCACUUAAAGAGGUGGAUCAAAUCAACAUACUCGUACCAAUAUAGUAGAAUUAACUAGUAAGCCCACUACUUCACUGAAUAAUUAAUGACCUCACCGUGGAACACCCCCACAAAAAUCUUGUUCGAUCGAAACCUCUAUUACGCUUACCCUAAGAUGCACGGCGACCUCGCAUUGCGUUCCGUCCAUGCCCUCGCCACUCAAGAAUACCAUAGACUUCCAAAUCAUAAUAAACAAGACGCUUGCUAAGCGUUUUCUCCAGCUAAAGGAUUUGCAAAAUAUCUGCGUAUAUCCAGCGUAUUCGCAUCAAGAUUGAAUAUCGUUUUAUAUCUUAGCUUACACCUUUAAAGUGCAUUAUUUACGCGUUAAUUGAGCGAGAUUCCUUGUGGCGUAGUGGUCGGUUUGCGAAGCGUGGUUGCCGGGUUCAAAUACCGGCGUAAACUACAGCUUCAUUUUCAAAUUAAAAAAUUUUUUCAACUUCUUCCGAGUAUGAUUUUAAGGUUAGGUCUUAGGAUUAAGAGUUAGGGUUGUGUGUGGGGUGGGUUUAAUUUUUUUAAGUGAAUAUUUUUAACACUUUAGAACUAACUUCCUGACUGCCGGGCACACUGCCCGACUGCAUUCCGAUGGAAUUAAGUUUGAUAGUUUAGAUACAUAUGGAGCACACAAAAUAUGCGCACAUGCAGUUGCUUAGUUUUGAUCGAGUACACCGAAUAUGGGUACAGCCGUUUAAGUUUUGGUCGAGUACGCUUUUAUUAUAGAAAGCGUACGGCCGUUCACGUUUACUUUUGAUCGAGUAUGCUUAGAAAGCGUACAGCCGUUUACUUUUGAUCGAGUACACGUAAAAGCAUACAUUCACAAAUACUUAAUCGAGUACGCAUAUUAAAAUCCACUAUUAUUAUACUUUUUGUAUAAAGAGUACUGAAUACAGUCCUCAGAAGGUAAGCAAAGUAAUAGCACGAGAGCAGGAAGUCGAAUGAGCCAUUGAACGCCAGCACGAAGAGCAGGAAGUCGAAUAAGCCAUUGAACGCCAAUAAGAUAAUCAUAAAUAAUCACAUGCGUCCACGAUUUGUUUCGAUUGGUCAGAAUUAAAGAGUGGCCGCGUGGAAGACCACGCGGCCACUUUUUCUUGCGCGAAAAAAACCCCCGACCGAAACUGUGACUCGAGCUGAGCUCGAAUAAUAAUUAAUGAAAGGGCAUAAUGAAAAAGAAGUCCAGCAAGCAUACUCAAUGUCCAGAAAUUUAAUGCAUUCUUCAAACAUUUUAGGCAAUGCCGGCGAUUCAUUGAGUUAUCACAACGGAAUGAUGUUCACGACCAAAGACAGAGAUAAUGACAAAAGAGAGAACGACAACUGCGCUACGAAUCGAAAAGGUGCUUGGUGGUUCAACAAUUGUGCCCGCUCUAAUCUCAAUGGUCAGUAUAUGCUUAAAAUCAAGUGGCACCAAUGGAAAAACAACAACAGAUCAACUGAAAAAGUUGAGAUGAAAAUACGUCCAAUACAGCUUUAGAAACACAAUC